Molecule: messenger RNA, 1393 nt
Organism: Lytechinus variegatus (green sea urchin)
Lineage: Eukaryota; Metazoa; Echinodermata; Echinoidea; Temnopleuroida; Toxopneustidae
Gene: c5orf51
Product: UPF0600 protein C5orf51 homolog
Exons: 6
Coding region: 77-1069 (330 amino acids)
Biological process (GO): mitophagy
Source: RefSeq, a predicted model, not a curated record
CAGAAAGAAAGUCGUACGACGACGUCUGAGGCCUGCAGCGUAAAUUUUUCCGAGAGGAAAGUGGAUAAUAUUCAAAAUGACUUCUUUCGACGUUGCUGAACUGAUAUCGGCAUUUUCAUCGAUUUCUUUACUUUGUCGAGAUAUGUGCAGGCGUUUUCCUAAAGAUCAGAUGAUCAUCCUAAAGUCCCAAGCAGUGGCUGAAAAAUAUGUGGCCGACUUGCAGAAUCCAGACACUCAAGGAAUUGUGAAAAAAGCUCUCAAAGAAUUUACUCAGAUCCUCCUUGACGUGAGUUUCUUGGAAGAAAAUCAGCUAGUAGAAGAUGAAUUUCCAAUUUCAGAUGGAAGGGCCAGAAUGACUAAAUUAAUGGAACUGUAUGCCAGACCUGUAGAUCUUGUGAAGAAGGUGUUUGGUGAUUUCUCACUUCCAAUGGACAUACUUGGGAAGGAUUACGUGGAGUGUCUGCACUGGAGGAAAGGUGCCCUGAUGUACAUGUACUGCAACACACUCUAUGAACAGACGGAAAGGGUCAGAGAUGAACUCACACAAUUCAUGCAGUGUUUAGAGGAAGGAGUUAGGCAUCUUGAAUCCAUGCUGGCUGUUCGACUUCCAACCAACAAGGUACAGAUUGAAUGUCAGGUCUUGACUGAAGAUACUCUAUCACUUAUCAAACAAGGGCUAUUCUCCGAUACCCAUGUCCUGGCUUUGAUGUAUGCUGGUGAGAUGUGUUAUUGGCACCACACGCUACUCAAGCAGAAGAAACAGAAGGAAGCAGCCACCCUGUCAGUCAUGACCGGCGGACUCAACCACGCGUCACAAGAGGACAUCAGCUCCAUUACAAAGUCAGCCUCCAGUUUGGAUAUAGCCGGGGACGACGUGUGGCAGGCCAGACAUCCUGGCAAUCGACACUCCAUCCACGUCUGCGAGGGCAUGCUGCUCUUUGACAGCAAGGCGGUCGGGAAGCGCAUGCUGCAGAGGUACGUGGAGGUGGUGAAAGGGCCGUUGCGAUUCGUCGGAUGGGACUGCGCGAGGGCAGAAGAGCUGUUGCGGCUUUUAGACGCUCAAGGCUGAACAGGGUUGGGGAGAGAUUAUAUCAUAGCUAGCAAAAUAGAGAUAGGUUACCUGGACAUCAUUGGUUGUCUUGAUUAAUCAUUGGUCAUUCCUUUGAGAACGUCCUCGAAAUAGUUACCUUCAAUAUGCACCUUUUACUAUUGUGGAGAACUAUUUCAUAGUUUGACGUAUUGACCCUUGCCCAUGUACUGUAGUGUGUUGUUAACACUAUCUUGGUUGAUCGUAUUAUCAGCCACCUGUGGAGAUAGAUCACAUAAUGUCUGAAUGUUUUAUUAUCUUUAUUGGGGCACAUUGAUCAUAACCGGUUAGAUCUGAUGUCUAUGC